Messenger RNA from Rubroshorea leprosula, 1565 nucleotides. NCBI's taxonomy places the organism in Eukaryota, Viridiplantae, Streptophyta, Magnoliopsida, Malvales, Dipterocarpaceae. The record is from the annotation of a GenBank genome assembly.
AAAAAAAUCUUCUACCAAAGCUCAUUUCUUCUUUGAUCAAAUCAAUUUAAUUUUUAUCUUGUGUGAUUUCUUCUUUGCAAUAUUGUUUGCGGCAACCUACAAAAGAUGAUGAAUCCAUUUGACGCUCUGAAGAAGCAUCUCCGCGAAGACGCGAGGACACGAUUAGCCAUUCUCUUCGCUCAGAUUGCUCUGUUUACUGCAACAAUUUUUGUGUGGAGAACCAGGCUAUACGCAGAACAUGAUCGCACCGGUUUCAAAACGGCGUUGUCUUACCAAAUCAUGGCCAUUCUGGUAUCUAAUUCGAAUCGUUUGAGUAGUCCUCCUGGACCCAACCCUAGAAGGUGUGGAUCCAACCCUAGAUGGUGUGUUUUCGUGGUAAAUCUUAUUGCAAAUCUCAUCUGCUUGAUUUUAACUCCUGUUUUUGAGAAAUUUUAUGAGAAAUCCUUGAGUAGUCUGGGUUUUGCCUUGAGCAUCACUGUUUUGUGUCUAAUCCUACGGGUCAUAAUCCGACCCUUCACGGACCUGGGGUUGUUCGGUUUUCUAAUUGGAGUCAUUGUAUCGGUUGCGUACAAUCUCUUCGGACUCAACUUUCAAACUUGGAUAGUUGUGGUCAUCUGUUUUCUGCUAGUGGGUUUUAGUAUCUGGCUAGACUGGAAGUGGUUGGAGGUAGGACAAGAUCGCACUGGGAGGGUAUCAGAGGGAGGACAAGUUCAGUUACAGCGCAUUGAUAGGGUAUCAGAGGGGGUAUCAGAGGAAGCACAAGUUCAGUUACCGCGCACUGACAGGGUAUCAGAGAUUAUUGAGUUGUUAACACAGUUAACGGUGGCGGGUUUCCACCUCUUUUGGGUUUACAUUUUGUUUAGAACCAAUUGUCAAGCAAUGCCAAAAUCCAUAUCUUGCUCCUCAAGUUCUGUAAUGGAAAUGCUAGCAAGUUUGCUUAUUUUUAAUUUGUGGUAUACAGAAGUGCUAGCAAGUUUGCUUAUUUUUAAUUUGCGGUUAGAGGAUAAGCGGUUCGGGCAUAAGCUUAUUUCUCGUGUAUUUUCUCUGUUUAUGAUGCUGAUUAUCCUGCUACUCGUGGGAGUUGGUGGAUGCCUAAAGAAGGGCCUAAAGAAGAUAAAGAAGCCCGGAAAAAAGACCAGGAAGACGAAGAAGGGCUAACGCACGCAUGCCACAUAUAUCGUUAAGGCCGUGCCAGUCAGGUUUAUGUGACUGCACAUAUAUAUUGUACUCUAGCAUCUUGUUUCUCUUCGUUAUGGGAUCUUAUACGCAACUCUCAACUCCACGGGAACUUAUACUUCAACACUAUCCUCAUACCGGGCCGCGGAUUGGGUAGUUAUUCAUAGCAGAAAGUAGGAAUGUCCUUGAAUUGGAUUCGAGUUACCCCAUUGAAUCUGGUUGUCAUUCUUGACAAGGAUGGGCUGCCUGCACAACCUUCUAUGUGGUCAAGCAUUUUUUGUUUUGUAGUUCUGUGUUUGUACUGUGUUUCUGAUGUGGUUGUUGUAUUUGAUUUUCACAUGUGUCUUUUGUUUCUGGGCCAAAAAUAAUAAUAAAAGAUUGAAAGCUUC